AUGCUCUCUGGCCUGAAGACAGGCAAACAGCCUGAGAACAAGCCUCAGAGCGAGCUUCAGCACCCCGGCAGCCUGACCCUCAUAGGCCAUGCAAAUGACGAGAGGUUCAGAAUCACCUACGAGGCCCGACAGCUCCUCAGAAACGUCUACGGGGAUCCUGAGACGCCUGUCCUGGGUGUGGUGGGGAAGGGCCUCUUAGUCGUGCCCGGGCAGUGGGCACGCCUGAGCAACAUUUCCGCAGAUGGCAAAUUCAUUGAGGCCGAGCAGUUCAAAGUUGGCUCUAAGACCAUCCUGAGAGGACAAGGUACCUCAGCCGGGAGAAUCCUUGAGUACUAUGGCAAGGUCAGGCAGAGUCACCCUGAGCUGGUGGAGCACCUUGAGAUUCUUGAGAUCAUGUCUCAGCCUGCCGCGAAUGUGGACUCAAGAGGUCCCGUGGCCCCUGAGAUCAUGUCUCAGCUUCGCGACCUCACCGGCUCAGUGGACUUUGCACCCGAGCAGCAGUGUUCUCUUAGUUCUGCACCAUCCAAGGCCUCAGCCUACUUCAUCGUGCUGAGCAUCGUCAUCUUGCAGUUCCUGAGGAAGCCUCUCAACCGCCUAGAGUAUGUCUCAGAGCAGCAUAAGGCAAGUGCUGAGAGCCUCAGCUAUCUGGGCAGCCUUGAGUGGUACGCCGAAUCUCAGGAGCCAGCUGAGUUCACGCACGGGGAGAACUGGCUGAGUGGGGUUUCUGAGCGACUCUCCUACAUCGAGCUGAGCAACUUGGACCUCGCCGACUUCGACGAGAGAGCCGGCGGCGCCAUGAUAUUCAUGGAGAGGCUCCUCAGGCAACGAGUGUCCCUCAGCAACUGCUCGUACCUGAGAGCUUACCUCCCUGAGACCGCGGUUUUCACGGCUGAGUGGGACAUGAUCCUCAGAACUGCCCAAAUCAGCCUGACGUCUGAGAUCUUUUACUACAGGACACUCUUGGUGCCUGAGAUGCACUGA
Molecule: messenger RNA, 981 nt
Organism: Symbiodinium sp. CCMP2592
Lineage: Eukaryota; Dinophyceae; Suessiales; Symbiodiniaceae
Source: the annotation of a GenBank genome assembly